Molecule: messenger RNA, 111 nt
Organism: Blumeria graminis f. sp. triticale
Lineage: Eukaryota; Fungi; Ascomycota; Leotiomycetes; Helotiales; Erysiphaceae
Source: the annotation of a GenBank genome assembly
AUGGAAAAGGAAUGCCCGGGAGCAGGUGCAGACUUCUUAUCACUUAUCUCAGAGGGGGUAUCACGAGCCAUUGGAGGACAGAAGAUUUAUAAGAGCUCAAUGAACGAAUAA